Molecule: messenger RNA, 2028 nt
Organism: Cryptosporidium muris RN66
Lineage: Eukaryota; Apicomplexa; Conoidasida; Eucoccidiorida; Cryptosporidiidae
Product: endonuclease/exonuclease/phosphatase family protein
Exons: 1
Coding region: 1-2028 (675 amino acids)
Biological process (GO): nuclear-transcribed mRNA catabolic process, deadenylation-dependent decay
Cellular component (GO): mitochondrion
Molecular function (GO): 3'-5'-RNA exonuclease activity
Source: RefSeq, a predicted model, not a curated record
AUGUGUAAUGAUAAAGUAAAUAAAGAUGGGUAUUUGUUAUUAUCUCAAAAAGGUGAUAAAUCCAUAUUAGUCAAGUUGAUCAUUUCAUUACCUCCAGAGUUUAUUAAAUAUUUUAAUGAAAAUACUGGGGAAUCUGACCAAGGUGUCCAUUCUAUCCUAUCAUUUGCAAUGGUUAGACAACCUAAUGAGAAGGUUACCUCUUUUCUAAGAAGACUAUCAAUUAACUUUCAAAGGCAUAUAAAAACUUCUUAUAAUAGAAAAGCGAAAUCUAUUAAAUUACCCUCAAAAUGUUCUAAUUUUAAUAUAAUAUUUAGGAUUAUUAAACCUGAUGGGGAAAUAAUUAGUGAUAAUGAUAAAUUUGUUUGUAGUGAUUUAUUAAAUCCAAAAGUAUCCUACACCUUAAAUAUUGAGUUUUUAGAUAUUAAUAUUCAAGAAAUAUUUUAUCCAAUUUUGUCGAACAUCCCAAUGAUUGAACAUGCAGUAAUUAAGAGCGAUAUUAGGUGGGGAUCAUCUAUAGUACCCUCAGUAACAUUAUGUAAUGGUUCUAUUGAAGACUUUAUAUAUGAGUGGUAUGUUAAAGAAUCUUUGAAUAAAGAUAAAGAAAUGUUAAAUAACAAUUUGCCUUCAGAAUUACCAAAAGAUACCAUUGUAAUAUCUACUGGUUUUAUAUGUACUUUAAGUCAAAAAAUACUAGAAGAUUUGAGGAAUAAGUAUGAUUUGAAUGUACGAUUUAACUUAAUUUUACGAAUAACUAAUAAAUUAUUUUCAAACAAGAUGUUACAGUAUAUAUACUAUUGUGGUAGUAUAUUAGAACCUAUUCAUAAUAUUUGGCGUGAAAAAAGAAUCAAGAACUUUAUUAGAGGUUUUAACGAAACAAAUCAGGAAGAUGAACAAAUUCGGUUAGUCUCCUUCAAUAUUUUAGCUGAUAUAUAUACCCAGACACCAAAGGCACUAACUGAAAUGUAUAUCAGUUGUCCACAAUAUGCUUUACAGUCUCAAUAUAGAAGAAGUCUAAUAAUUCAAGAACUGAUAGAUUUAGAUGCAGAUAUCUUGUGUCUUCAAGAAGUACAAUCUUCUACAUUUGUACAAUUUUAUCAACCAAUACUUGCUUACUAUAAUUAUAAUGGGUGUAUAGCGGAAAGAGACAAAGAAAAGGGUGGAGUUGCAACUUUUAUGAAAAAGGAUAAAUUCAAUAUUAUUAAUUCACACUGCAUUCAUUUUAAUUCCAGAUUUAUCGAAAAUUAUCCAGAUUUAGUAGAAAAAAUAAGUAUUAUGUGGCCUCAAUUUUUCACAAAUCUUUUUUAUAAUAUUUCAACAGUAUACCAAUUUACUAUAGCUGAAAGCAUAUAUGGUUCGAUGUAUUUAGUUAUAAAUACUCAUUUAUUUUAUCAUCCUAAUGGUGGACAUGUUAGAAUAUUACAGAUUAAAUUAUUAAUGGAUCUUGUGAAGGAAUAUCUUGAAAUAAUUAAGCAAAAUUAUCCAGGAAAGGUAGUAUAUGUACUAUUAUUUGGUGAUUUUAAUUCCCUUCCUAAUUCUGGUUCAAGAAGACUUUUGCUUGAUGGCCAUAUUAGUUGUUUGCAUCUAGAUUGGAAUGAUGCAAUGCUAUAUAAUAAUGGAGAAAAUAAUAUUUCUUCAUCUAAGAUAUAUAAUUUGGAGUCUUCAUUUGGAAUUGAUAUUGAAGUACCAUAUACUUGUAUUGAUCUCUUUAAUCUCAAUACUUAUAAAACAGACUGUGUUAAGAUGAAACAUACUAUAGGAACCUCAAAUACAUAUUGUAAAAUAAAAGAAGAUCAGGAUCCUUGUUUAAUUUAUCCAUUCACACAUUUGGUUAGUGGAUUUUCUGGUCAAUUAGACUAUAUAUACUUAAUCAAAUCCAAAGAUAUAGAAGGUACUAUGAUUGAAAUAAACAGAUAUUUAUCUCCAGUUAUUGAAGAUGAUCUUCAACCUUACAAAAUGUUACCAAAUCCUGAAUAUGCCUCAGAUCAUAUAUCAGUUGGUAUUGAGUUAACAUUUCAAACCAAGAAAUAA